Messenger RNA from Capsicum annuum, 4131 nucleotides. Its product is annotated as putative disease resistance protein RGA3. The transcript is spliced from 2 exons. The record is from RefSeq and is a predicted model, not a curated record. Gene Ontology annotation, molecular function: ADP binding; protein binding. The coding region runs from base 197 to 3454 and encodes 1085 amino acids. Lineage: Eukaryota; Viridiplantae; Streptophyta; Magnoliopsida; Solanales; Solanaceae. Gene Ontology annotation, biological process: defense response to other organism.
ACCAUUUAUUUUGAAACUUGAGGGAAAUAUAGUAUUAUGAAACGAUAACAUCCAACUUGUCCGGAAGAGACUACCAAGUCAAGGUCUUUGUCAACUUUUUAUAAAUUGUGGUUUGUGGUAGACAAAGGAUAUCUUCUACAUUUGGCAACCACAUACACACAAAAAAAAAAAGGAAAACUUGUUCAUCUUGCAGAUCAUGGCUGAAAUUCUGUACAAUCUUGCUGCUGAAAUCUUGAAAAGUUUGGGUUCUCUUGCUGCUGAAGAAGUAGGAUCUAUUUACGGACUAGCCGAUGAGCUUCACAAGUUUUCUACUACAGUUUCUUCCAUCCAAGCCGUACUCAUUGAUGCGGAGGAGCAACAAGGGAGUAGCAACCAGUUGAAGGACUCGAUAGCCAGGCUUAAGAAAGUGUUCUUUGAAGCUGAUGAUCUCUUGGAUGAUGUCGCCACUGAAGUUGAGCAUCGAAAAUUGUUCAAUAAGGUAGGAAUCUUCUUCUCAAAAUCAAAUCCAGUGAUUUUUAAUCGUAAGAUAAGUUAUCGUCUCAAGGCCAUUCGGAGAGACCUAGAUGUAAUCGCAAAAGAUAGGGCCUCCUUAAACCUAGUUGAAAGGAGGCAGCAACCUUUGCUUCGAGAGCCUUACUCAUUCCAAUUGAAUUUGGAUAGAGAGACUUAUUCAUCUGAGCCUGACGGAGAAGUGAUUGGAAGGAAUGAUGAUAAAAAGAAAAUUGUGGAUUUUCUUUUGGAUUCUGAGUUUGAAGAGAAUGUUGUGGUCAUAUCAAUUAUCGGUCCUGGGGGGCUAGGAAAGACCACUCUCGCACAAUGUGUGUACAAUGAUGAAAUUAUCAAAAAGAACUUCGACAAAGCAUUGUGGGUUUGUGUUUCGGACGUAUUUGAAGUGAAAAUGAUUGCAGAAAAAAUCAUUGAAUCUGGGGGAGGGAAGAAGGAUAAUUACCUUCAACUAGAUGCAGUGCAAAAAGAGCUUCGGAAAAUGCUUGAAGGGAAGUAUUUGCUAGUGCUCGAUGAUGUGUGGAACGAAGAUCCCUUGAGAUGGUCGAACCUGAAGAAUAUGUUGACCGGUGGAGCCAAGGGAAGUAAGAUUUUAGUGACUACUCGUUCAGACAUGGUGGCAGAAGUUUCAGGAAGUGUUCAUAAACAUAAAUUAGGAGACCUUUCAGAGGAAGAAGCAUGGAAAUUGUUUGAAAAAAUUGCAUUUGAAUGUAACAAAGAGCACGAUAAUUCAAAUUUGGUGGAAAUAGGAAAGGAAAUUGUGAAAAAGUGUGGAGGAGUUCCUCUUGCAAUAAGGUUAGUAGGAAGCCUACUGCGCGUCAAAAGAACAGAGGAUGAGUGGAUGUAUUUCAGGAAUCAAGAUUUGUCAAAUAUCACACAAGGAGGAAAUGAUCUAACGGCCAUUUUGAGAUUGAGCUAUCAUUACCUUCCUCGGCAUUUAAAGAUAUGCUUCGCAUAUUGUUCCCUCUUUCCCAAGGAUUCCGAAAUUCAAAGAUUUGAUUUGGUUGAUAUGUGGAUUGCGCAAGGCUUUAUUCAAUCAAGUAAUAGCAACAGAGAUAAUGUAGAGGAUGUAGCAAAUUCAUAUUUCGUGGAUUUGUUAAGAAGGUCAUUCUUUCAAGAAUCGUUUAUGCAAUUUCACAAAAUGCACGAUCUUAUUCAUGAUCUCGCAAAAGAAGUUGCAGAUAGCGAGUUCUUCAGUAUCGUUAAAGCAGAAGAUACCAAGAUUGUCCCUGAUCAAACUCUCCAUGCUUCUUUUUUAUUCAAGAUUGAUGGUUCAUUGACAUUUCCCAAUUCAUUCUAUAGGAAGCAUAUGAAGUUGCGUACAUUUAUUUACCUAAAUGAUUCUCCAGGCAGUGUCAUGAGCAAUUUAAAUUUAGCGAGAAUGAUUUCAAGUUUUUCACGCUUGCGCGUCCUACAUCUAGGUCAGCUGGAUAUAGUGUUUCUACCUCAAUCUUUAGGUGGACUGAAGCAUCUAAGAUAUCUCUCUAUUUCUUCUAACAGUAUUGUUACUUUACCAAAUACCAUAACAAAAUUGCAUAAUCUACAAAUUCUAAAGUUGUUUAGUUGCAGUAUACUCCAAAAUUUGCCGAGAGAUAUUUGGAGAUUGGUGAGCCUUCGACGUUUGGCAUGUCAAUGGUGCGACUCAAUAACCCAUAUUCCCCCAGGAAUUUUCCAGUUGACAAGUCUCAUGCAUUUGGAAUUUCAUCAUUGCACAGCCCUGAAAGAUAUGCCACCUGGAAUUGGUCAACUGACGUCUCUACGGACGUUGCCAAGUUUUAUCGUAGGCAAAGAAAGUUGCAUAUCUGGUCAGGCAAGUGACAGGUUGAACGAACUAAAUGGCCUUGUUGAUCUCAGAAAUAGCUUAAGCAUUAAAUUCAUGGGACGUAUCCGUGCAAUUGGAGAAAGAACACCAACAGGUGUAGUGAAAAGGAUGAAGCAUCUUCGACAGCUGAGUGUAGAGUUUGAAUAUGGAAAUCAUGGGGAUGUAUCUGAUCUGAUGAUGUUGGAAACCCUGCAGCCUCACCAAAACAUUAAAGGAUUGGGAAUAAAAAAUUACAGUGGGUCAAGGUUUCCAAGUUGGUUGAUGGAUGAGAAUCUUGGCUUUUUGUUGCCCAAGCUUGUUCAUCUAUGUAUAGAAGAUUGCCAUAAAAUCCAAAAUCUUCCACAGCUAUGGAAACUGCCUUUUCUCCAAAGUCUUGCACUACGGAAUCUCAAUGGACUCUAUGGUUAUGAUGAUAAAUUCAUGCAACCAUCAAAGACUCCUACAGAUGAACGCUACUACUUCUCUUCCCUAAAACAACUUGAACUGCAAAGAAUAAGUGAGAAGACAUUGAAGCAAAUUCUUUGCCCACCUCCUCAUCAUCCUUCUCCUCUUCGCAACUUGAAAAAGUUGACUCUAGUUUCUGUUGAAAGGCUAGCAACUAUGCCAGAGGAUGUGUUCAAGAAUCUCACGUCGCUCCAAUCUUUGUCUAUCCGAAGUUGCGGAGAUCUGGUCUAUCUAUCCACAUGUCUAAUUCAUCUCACUUCUCUGGAGACUUUAUCUAUAGCAUUUUGCCCUGAUCUCGACUUGUCCAAUGAAGAGGGAAUGCAAUUUCAAGUCCCGGGGAACUUAUCAACUCUCACUCUUUUCGGGCUUGACAAGUUAAUGUCGCUUCCACUAUGGCUCCGACAUUUCUUAGCUUCUUUGAAAUCAAUAGACAUUAUGUCAUGUGCUAAAUUCACAACAAUUCCGGAAUGGAUAGGCGACCUCAUUGCCCUUAAUCGGUUGGCGAUUAUUGGUUCUCCUAUGUUGACAUCCUUGCCAGAAGGCAUGAGAUCUCUCACUGCAUUGCAAAGACUAAAUAUUUCAUGGUGUUCAUCAAUCCUGAAGCAAAGAUGCAAGAAGGAAGUAGGAGAGGACUGGCCUAAGAUUGCUCACAUCCCAUCUGUUGACAUAGGAGGCUAUUAUUGAAGAUUGAAGGUAAUUGAAGAAAAUGGGUUGCGCGCUAUGAAAGAAUUCGUCAUCAAAUAAGAUGUUUAUAGCAUAUCAAAAUAAGGUUGCAGACCUUCAAAAUGAUAACUUGGUGACCAAGAAUUUUGCCACAAAAGAUGACUAUUUGAUACGAUCCAGCCUCAAAACUUUUGAUCACAUCAUUCUAGGCCAACACAAAGAGGUCCAAGUCAUAAUCCACCAAAGAGCUCAACAAUGCACUUGAAGGACCCUCUUUGAGCUCCUAAACCCACAAUCCCAUGUGUGGAUAAUUGUUUGGAGCCUGGAGUGCGCUUUGGAAAGCCAAAAGACUCAACAAACUAAAGGAGAAGGUCAUGAGAAGAUCAAGCAGUAACAUACUAAGGGGCGUCUCUUUUAAUGGGUCAAUGGGCCAUUUAAGGGCCUUAAUGUAAUAUAAUUAGCCUAGCACUAUAAAUAGAUAGCUUAUGGUUCUUUCUUUCUUAGUUUUUUUAUGUAAUCAUGAAAGCUUCAUGGGAGUGAAUUGAGUGCUUGAAAAAAUCGAUGUUGAACCUUGUCUAGAGACGUUGGUUGUAAUGAGGUUCAAUCCCCUUUGCGGUCACAUAAGAGCUAGGUGCUCAUUGAUAAUCUAUUAAGGGAGGUUUUUGGGUUUGACAUACCCUUAGAUUGCCCUUUUGUUA